AUGACUAACCUCAGAGGACACAAGAUGUAUUGCGCAAUAAGGUUUGGAUUUGAAGACUCGAACAACAAGGCAGAGUAUGAAGCACUUCUAGCCAGAUUGCGGUUGGCCCAGGGUCUAAAGGUGAAGGGUGACCAUCAGGCAAGGGGUCCUAAGAUGGUCGCAUACCUAACAAGGGUAAAAGGCUAUCUAGUGCAAUUGGAGGGGUAUAACAUAGAGCAAAUCCCAAGUGAGAGGAAUACCCACGCCAAUGCCCUCACAAAGCUAGCAUCCACAAAGGAUGGAGAUAUACUCGAGUCUAUACCUUUGGAUUACUUAUCCAGGCCAAGCAUCACUCAAGCAGAGUGUUCAGAUGAUCAACAACCCAAAAGAAUUAUGGAUCGACCCAAAUAUGAAAUACCUAAGGAAUGGAGCUCUAUCGACAUACAAGAGAGAGGCUCAGAGUGUGUUGAUGAAGAGGAAGCAAUGAAAGUUUUGUAUGAAAUACAUGAGGGCAAAUGCAACAAUUAUGCAAGUGGGCCAUCUAAGACCAGGAAAUCCAUGAGGCAAGGGUGCUACUGGCCCUCUAUGGAGAAGGAUGCAAACUUGAUCAACGCCCUUCCCGUAAGAAGAGGAGGAGCCAAGUACGCAGUCGUAGCAGUAGAUUACUUCACCAAGUGGGUUGAAGAAGAACCUCUAAUAAAAAUAAUGGCCAAGAAGAUCACCACCUUUGUCAACAAAUCCAUUAUCUACAGGUAUGGAAUUCCCUAUAAAAUCAUUUCUGAUAACGACACCCAGUUUGAGGGGGACACGUUCGAGGAGUACUGUAAGGAGAAAGGAAUAAGGAGGAGCUUCUCAGAUGUUGUGCUUCGGCAAGCCAAUGGGAAAGUGGAGGCCAUUAAUAAAGUCCUAAAGAAGAACCUAAAAAUGAAGCUAGAGAAACUGAAGGGAGCCUGGGUCGAGGAGCUACCUUAUGUGCUUUGGACCUAUAAGAUCACGUUGCGCUCAACCACUGGUGAGACCCUUUUUGCCUUAGCAUAUGGAUGCGAGGCUGUCCUCCUGGUUGAGAUGAAGGUUAAAUCCUUCAGGAUACAGGCAUACGAGGACCAAGUCAACCAUGCGGCAAUAGCCAAAAACUUAGAUAUGUUAGAAGAAAGAAGGGAAAGGGCCCAACUAAGAGUGGCGGUAUACCAAUAA
Messenger RNA from Humulus lupulus (European hop), 1173 nucleotides. RefSeq lists its product as uncharacterized. Bases 1 to 1173 code for a protein of 390 amino acids. NCBI's taxonomy places the organism in Eukaryota, Viridiplantae, Streptophyta, Magnoliopsida, Rosales, Cannabaceae. Gene Ontology annotation, biological process: DNA integration. Gene Ontology annotation, molecular function: nucleic acid binding. The transcript is spliced from 4 exons. The record is from RefSeq and is a predicted model, not a curated record.